Molecule: messenger RNA, 3644 nt
Organism: Myiozetetes cayanensis
Lineage: Eukaryota; Metazoa; Chordata; Aves; Passeriformes; Tyrannidae
Product: secreted frizzled-related protein 5-like
Exons: 4
Coding region: 887-1807 (306 amino acids)
Biological process (GO): negative regulation of canonical Wnt signaling pathway; non-canonical Wnt signaling pathway; canonical Wnt signaling pathway
Molecular function (GO): Wnt-protein binding
Source: RefSeq, a predicted model, not a curated record
UUCCGCCACAGGCAGCGCAGGGUCUCUGUGCCAGAGGAUGUUUCGGAGCUGGAGCUUCCACUGACCAGUUUGAACCUCGUGGCACGGCACCAGGUCCAAAUGAACUGUGUGUUCUGGCAACCAGCACACCCAGUAUUUCCAGCUCCCCAAACUGGGCUACAAUAAUGAUGGAUUAUGGAAUCUUAAUUAUGUGCUGGAGGGAGGACAAUUCUGCUCUCCAGUAGUAGUAACAGGAUUUCGGAAUGAAGUAGGAAUUCUGUUAACCAGAAAGUGCACUGUCAUGCAGGUUGCAAGGUGAGAGGGUUUCCAGCUGAGUGCUGCCAAUCCCAUCCGCAAACAACCUGGCUCCACAGCUGCAAAUUAGUUCCUCUCUGCCCUCAGCACUCCUAAACAGUUAACUUCUGGCUGUGAGACCAUCCUAUCUCCCUGCCUGUUCAACAAUAGAUCCAGCUAAACAAAUGCCUCCUAAUUGACUUUGAGCAACACUUGAUUGCAUUCACAAAAAACAAAAGAGAGGAAAACAUUGGGGUUUAUGAAAUAACACUAAUCCUGGAGCAAGAGAAAGGGGAUGGGUUGGAGCACUGGUGUCAAACAGAGAUUCAAUCUUGGCUAAAAGAGCCCCAAGACACAUGGGCCAAGUCAUUCAUCCCUCCCCAACUGCCCUCAUUUCCACACCUGCUGAUCUAAGCCAAACCCCUGCUAAAAUACAAACAAUCGGGGCCGCUGGCAACCGAAAAUUGGAGCAUUGUCUUCCCCAUGAGGGCUCUGAAAGGGCCGCACUUAAUGAGGAUGGAUUGACAGAGAGGUGGCUCCUAGGCUAUAAAAGGCAUCCCACAGUCAGGAGCAGCUCAGUCCAGGGUGCACUGCCCGUCCUGCCGCUCUGAGCAUGGUCCCAGCCCACCGCAGGCACCCCUCGAGGGCGGGUGGCCCAUGGCUGCUGGGUCUCACGGUGCGGCUGCUGCUCUGGGGCUCUCCAGGAGCCUGGGCGAGCUACCUGAGGAGAUCCUCCAGCUGCAUGCCCAUCCCACACCGCAUGGCCUUGUGCUACGAUAUUGGCUACUCCGAGAUGAGGAUCCCCAACCUGCUGGAGCAUGAGACCAUGACAGAAGUCAUCCAGCAGUCUUCCAGCUGGUUGCCCUUACUGGCCAGGGAGUGCCACCCAGAUGCAAGGAUCUUCCUCUGCUCCCUCUUUGCGCCAAUCUGCUUGGACAGGCUCAUCUACCCUUGCCGCAGCCUCUGCGAAGCCGUCAAGAGAAGCUGCGCGCCCGUCAUGGCUUGUUACGGCUACCCCUGGCCCGAAAUCCUGAACUGCAACAAGUUCCCUGCAGAUCACGAGCUGUGCAUCGCAGCAGUCUCCAUGGAUGAAAAUGCCUCCAGCAGGAGAAUGCCCCGAGCCAGCUGCAAGGACUGCGAGCUUGAGGAGACCAGCACUGCCAGGGAGAUCCUGGAAAGCCUCUGUGCCAAUGAUUUUGCAGUGAAGAUCCGCAUCCUGAGGAAGAAUGUAACCACCACUAUCUCGGACUUUGACCUGGACCCCUCCAGGGUGGAGGUGCUGAAGCAUGGCCCACUCCUCAGGACUGAAAUCCCCUCCAGGCUCCAGCAGUGGCUGGACAUUGAUGCCACCUGUGCCCACAACAUCAUGAGGGGCACUCACGCCGGGGUCUUUGUUGUAAGUGGCGAGGUACAGAGUGACAAGGUGGUGGUGAACAAGGCCUAUGCCUGGCAGAAGAGGAACAGGAACCUGCACCAGGCAGUGCGGAGGUGGAAACAUCACCGCUGCCCCGAACAGGCGGGGCGGAAGGUCUGAAAAAUAUCAAUUCCAGCAAUAAGAAACUGCUCCUUUCCCUGUGGUUAGAAAACUCCUUUCCCUGGCAGGUGGUGUUUUGGAGAUGUACAGUCAGUAUUUCUAGGUGAUUCGAAGCAGUCAUAGCGCACAGAUAGGGCCUCACUACAGAUCCCUGUUUUACCAAGACAGAGCUCAAGGAUGCAGGUUUAACAUAUUCCUCUAACCAGGCUCUGCAGAUCUAGGACGUGUGAUGGACAGCUUUGUGUAGGAUCUAACAUCACAACAAAACUGAACUCUGCAGGUGGGCACAAACUAGAAAGAUCUGUAGUAACAGUUCCUUCUAGUUCUCGUCAUCAGAGCUGGUAUUUCAGCUUCACUAUUUGACCCUGAGACAUUGAUGCUGUUCAAGUGCCUGCUUGUCCAGAGAUUAUAUGAAAGUUGCCCUGACUGCUAAGUGAUACUUUUUAUGUAAUGGAGCAAAUAGUUUACUCUUGAACAGUCUGAGGUAAAUUAAGGGGAUGAAGAACCCACUCCAGCAAUACCCAGACCCUUCAAAAAUGCACACUAAACUCUGCUCUUGAGCAGCCACUCAGGCUGUCCCUUUAGCUUCCUGCACUGCGAACUGAUGAGCAUCUGCACAGGUAAAAGGAAACAGCCAUUCCAAGCAGGAAAGGCACAGAGCAAAGUUAACUGAGGGUUUCUGCAUAACAGGAAAAACCAUUUUCCAACAUCAUAAAUUCAGUUUGAACCAGAAGAUUCCGGUAACUGGGAAUAUCACAAGAGCCUUGAGAAAGAGCACAGUGUGAGUGAGACAUCAGCUGUUGAAAGCUCUGCUUUGGUGUGAACAGCAGCUUUGCUUGGGACCAGGAGGUGAGCCCCAGCCACAGCACAGCAGGAGCUACUUGCAGUUCUGAUAUGGGAGCAGGGGAGGAACGUUCCACAGCUGCCUGGCCUUCCACCUGCACACAAGGAAGACAGAAAAGGUGGGAAAACUCAGCCUCACCAAGUCCUCUGCAGCUCACUCUCAUCCAAGCAGGACUGUCGUUCCCUGCAGGGGUACCCACAGCCAUAGCUCUGCACUCCAGACCCCAGAGCAGAAAACAGCAAAUCCCCUGAUGAUAAUCCCUAAUGACUCAGAUUUCUACUGCCUAACAAAGCACUGUCCAUGGAAAGUUUUCUAUAUUGGCUUAAACCUGGGGCUGAAUUAAAAAAAAAAAAAAGGGCAAAACCAGCCUUUUGGAGGAAUGUUUUCUGCCCUGCUGGUGCCGCCUGCAGUCUCGGCUGUGGCCACCGCCUGGUUUGAUGGAGACACGUUGCCCCCCCGUGCUCGUAAAACUCACCAACAACCCACGGUGUGGGCUCCUCCUCACACCAGUGUGGGCUGGAAUGAGCGCUCACACACUCACACUGGAAUUCAGCUGCGCCCUAACAUUUGUGCAGCGAUUACUUCUCUUCCCUGAGGCUCAGAAGAAAACCAACGAAAUUUCCUGGUUUUAUUCCUCCCCACUGCCUUGUCUUACAAAUUCCGGCCCAAUCCACAGAAUCUGCUGUCAGGUGGUCCCUGCAAUGGCAGUAUGUUCUGAACAGACUGCAUCUGGAAAACACAACUGAACACAUAAAAGCUCUGAAGGUUGAAAAGGUUUUGUCUGAUUUGUUUUCCAUUAAUAGGGUUAUUUGAUUACUAGUGUUUCCCAACUAAAAAGUGCACAGAUGGUCUGACUUACAAGCUUUAGAAACGAUGCCUUGUAGCCAGAGGGGGGAAAAAAAUAGGGCAGGGAUUUUUUCAGAGCUCCAUGAAAUGAAAGCUUCGUUUUGAUGCAGAUGUGACUUACUCAUAUUUAAAAAACAAAACACAAAU